UCAGAGCGCUUGGUGGACUGUGGGUUAUGCUUUAAGCGUGUUGUGAAUUACCCGUCUCUGCCAUGUCAGUAAUUCAAGAAUUGUUCGUUUGAGACGAGCUGAGUAGGAUGAUUCCUGUGGUGCCGGAGUCGUGCACCCAUGUCUUGGCGGAAUUUGACUGCUUGGAUCCGCUCCUUUCUGCACUACGACUUGACUCUGGCAGGCUCAAGUGUACUUGUCUGGCAGUGUCAAGGAAGUGGCUUGCUCUGGGCACCUCAGCUGGGGGGCUACACCUUAUUCAGAGGGAUGGCUGGAAGCAGAGACUAAUUCUCACACACAAGGAAGGGUCUAUCACCCAGGUAGCAUGCUGCCCCCAUGACGAAGACUUCAUUGCCGUAGCAACCAGUCAGGGUGUGGUGGUGGUAUGGGAGCUGCAGCUGGAGCGCCGAGGUCGUCCGGAGCGGGCGUGUGUGUCGUGGGAACACAGGGGUCAGGCGAUCACGGCUCUGUGCUGGGAUAACUCAACAUUACGUGUGUUUGCAGGGGACGCCGGGGGGAAGGUGUCCUUCGUCCGAGCUGGAUCAUCCAAACUCGGAAAGGGCUCUGCAUUUGUGAUUUUCCCUGUUCAGACCAUCACUACAGUAGACUCACGCGUGGUCCAGCUGGGUUACAUGGACGGCAGGCUGCUCGUGUCAUCCCUCAGCCGCUGCUACCUGUGUGACACAGAGAGGGAGAAGUUUUGGCGUGUGGGGAAUAAGGAGAGAGAUGGGGAGUAUGGGGCGUGUUUUUUGCCACAGCUGCGGGGGCAGGUUGGGUCUGGAGGUGGUGGUGGGGCUCCGCAGCCCCUGCUGUACUGCGCCCGGCCCGGCUCGCGCGUGUGGGAGGCCAGCUUCAGUGGAGAGGUCCUCAGCACACACCAGUUUAAACAGCUGCUAGCCUGCCCACCCCUGCCUCUCAUCUCCUGCAAGACUGCGCCUGUGUAUAACCCAGCGCAGAAGACCCCUCAGUCUCUGGCUUUCCCCAGACUCCUGCACUUUGGUGAUCAGAACCUUCUGACCUGGACAGACUCAGCCAUUUAUAUCUUCACCCCCCAGAGCGGGCAGGUCCUGCUGUGGACAGAGGUCAAAGAUGUGGUGGACAUUGCCGUGUACCGCAGCGAACUGUUCUGUCUCCAUGGCAACGGGCGGCUGUCCCACCUGUCACUGUUGUCAGCGGAGCGCUCGGUGGAGAGGCUGAUGAGGAGAGAGGCCUGGAUUCCUGCAGCCACUGUCUCCUGCAUGUUUCAGCACACUAUAGCAGCAUGCAGGGCCAGGAAAGCCAUCCCUAUCGACCGUCUGGAGCACCUGAAGGCCCAGCUAAACCCCGCCUCCCACCAGCAGCUGAUUAGUCAAUUGGAGGAAGUAAUUAGCAAACUGGAGCCUCUGGACUCCGCCUCCAGCAGCCGCAGAAGCAGCAUCUCGUCACAUGAGAGCUUCAACAUCCUAGACUGCGGCAUAUACCGCGUCAUCAGCCGCCGCGGCAGCCAAUCAGACGAAGACACUAGCUCCCUGGUCAGCCAGUCAAUGUUGGAGGAGGAGCGCCUGAAGGAGUUUAGCUUUGUUCAAGAGGAGGAGCAGGGGGAGCAUGAUUCCCAGACGUGUGAGCGAACGGAAGGGGAGCGCACAGAGUCCGGCCUGCAGUUUCACCUGCCGCUGGCCUUCCGCACCAAACCCCCCCGCAUAGCCCUGCAGGCCGUCAGAGACAGUGUGUCGAGCUUUGUGAAGAAGACUACAGAAAGGAUCAACACACUACAGAUGAACUCUGACCUCUGGCCCCGUCCUGACCCCAGGGAGAGCGGACAGAGUGAGGUCAUCGCCUCUCCAGCUCCGUUUCAGCAAGAUGAAGAGGACAAUGAUGUGUGUGUGGAACAGUCCAGUGCAGAGAGUGAUCUUCAGGAGUUGAGAACAGCUACAGAACGAGCUCUUGCACACAUCCAGGAUCCUCUGGUUCUGCUGGACCCUGUCUGCCUGGGGGACGUUCUGCUUGAAUGGCUUCCGGUACUGGAGCGUGUCCUCGGCCCAGAAAAACCCACCGACCCUGUGGAGGAGAAAGAGAAGACGGAGAACGGAGGGAGGAGCGAGGAGGAGGCGGAGCAGGAUGAGAGCGGAGAAAGAGAACAAACUGAGGGAGAGGUCACGUCCUGUUCUCCUCAACAGCAGCAGGAUGACAGCACACUGGGGUCAGAGGGCAGGUCAGAGAAGCCUGCUCCUGACCUCAGGAGAGAGGAAGAACUGAGAGGGAGAAGUCUCGCGCGUGACUCCCCAGCUGGAACCCUAACGUCACCCGCAGUUACCCCCGAGGAGCCCAUUCGAGUGUGCUCUCCGCGACCUUUGCCCUCCGACCUCCAGGCUGAACUCUCUCAGCUGGCCUGCCUCUACCUUGACCUUGGGUGCCCUGGCAGAGAGAGGGAGCAGAGGAGACAGGAGGAGGCGAAGGAAGGAGGAACAGAGGAUGUGUGCGUGUUCCUGCGGAGGUUUUUCUUUCUCUUGGACCAGGAGAGAGUGAGGAGAAUGUGUGUGUGGAGGUACCAGGAGCAGCCGCAGGUCCUCAAAGCCUAUAUCGCGUGCAUGCUGGAGUUCACUCAGGCCAGUAAAGUGGUGGAAGUAGUUCAGAAAGGAGAUCUGCUCAAAUCACUCAGGAGUCUGAGGGAACUGCAGCCGUGGAACGGCCCACUACUGCUCUCUCACCUCUACAGAUUGUAUGAGAAACACAGCGAGCUGGCAGUCCGCUGUUACUCCCAAUUCUAUCCCACAAUCCUCCCCUCUGACGUCAUGGCGAUGGCCCAGCCCAGUCACUUCCUGCCGUACUUGGAUAACCUGGUCCAGUCACGCGCUGAGGAGCAGAGGCUGUCUUUCUUGGGGUCCCUCCUCCAGCCUGAGAGUCUGCGACAGGAUUGGCUAGAGCUGGCUCUGUCCCAUGAUGCACCACAGAGGAGUGACACACUGACUCCUGAUGGGCAGCCCAGGUGGCACUCUCACUUCUUUAGCUGGGGUUAUGGGCGUUUGCUGUCCCUGCUCAUCCGGCUGCCUGCUGAUCUGGAGUCCAAGCAGAAGAUGUUAGAGUCCUGCAGGAAACAUGGGUACUGGACGGGGUAUUUGUACCUGUGUAGUGAGCUGCAGCGGAGAGUGGAAGCCUUCUCUGCCAUCUGUAAACUGGAUGACAUGUCUCUGCUGGAGGAACCUAAUGGUAUAGUACCUCAGACUGUGGAGGAGUGGAGGCUGCUGAUCCAGCUCUCUCAGCAGUGCGGCUUCACCUCCUCACACACGCCCAGUUCUCCUCUCUCCUCCCACACCACAGACCCUGACCCCGGGGCAGGGGUCAGUAAUGGGUCUGGGAACACUAACGGUAUGGCCAGCGAUAACGGGAUCGUCACUGGUACAGGACCGGUGGGGAACGGCAGUAACGGUAACCUGGCUAACGGCGUGACGGACCCGAGCAGCCAGCUGACCCCAGAGAACCUGACCCUGCGCUUGGCCCGAGCGGUGGGGCCAGACCAGGCCCUGCUGGUCCUUCAGGAGGGGGGGAUCCAGCUGGAGCUGGGAGCACACUCCUCUGUGGUGUGUGAGCUACUGCGACUGGCUGAGAGGAGACAGAGAGCGGUGAUUCAGACGAUGCUGGAGCGCUGUGAUCGGUUCCUGUGGUCCCAGCAUGCCUAGAGGACACCGCAGAUGACAUCACUCUUCCAUGUGCCUGUCUCCUUCCUGGGGGUAAUGGAAACAGAGGUGCCCACUCUGUGAACCCACACUACAGCCUCUGAUUGGACCAUUUCUCUGCAGACU
This is a messenger RNA of Chanos chanos (milkfish), 3797 nucleotides long. RefSeq names its product HPS5 biogenesis of lysosomal organelles complex 2 subunit 2 (gene hps5). Gene Ontology annotation, molecular function: protein binding. Gene Ontology annotation, cellular component: cytoplasm. The coding region runs from base 108 to 3674 and encodes 1188 amino acids. The record is from RefSeq and is a predicted model, not a curated record. The transcript has 23 exons. NCBI's taxonomy places the organism in Eukaryota, Metazoa, Chordata, Actinopteri, Gonorynchiformes, Chanidae. Gene Ontology annotation, biological process: developmental pigmentation.